Messenger RNA from Aplosporella prunicola CBS 121167, 651 nucleotides. RefSeq lists its product as uncharacterized. The annotation marks the transcript as partial. NCBI's taxonomy places the organism in Eukaryota, Fungi, Ascomycota, Dothideomycetes, Botryosphaeriales, Aplosporellaceae. The record is from RefSeq and is a predicted model, not a curated record. The transcript has 2 exons.
AUGAAUCGCCGACGCGCCCCGCCUCGCCCUCGCAACCCGCCGUCGUUGAGGCGCGAGAACGCGGCUGUGGGGGUGGAGCUGGCGGGGAGGAUGGGUGGGGUUGAUGAGAUGGUGGACGGUGAGGAAGAGCGUGGAAGGAAAGAGAAGACUGCAUUUGGCGGUUUUGCAACAGCUGGAACUGGCAGUGCCGCUAUGAAGGACGCGCGGGACUCGGUACCGGCGGAUACUAUGGAUGGCCCUGUGACGCAACCGGACCGGGUGACAGAGGGAAAAGAGCAAUGGAGAGAUAAUCACGGUCGGGAUGGCUCUCCACCUGCGACUGAAAACGACAUGAAGGAGUCGAGAACAUCAGCAGGGAUGGCAGCUGCAGCAGAAACAGCAAAACGACAGACCACCUCUAUCCGCAGGCGACCUCGACAAGAUGCCCUGAAGCCAUCAGAAGCUUCCAAUGCGGGCCACAGCCGCAGUUCCUCGCCAGAUGAACAGCCCCGGCCCGCUAUACCGAAUCCGUUUUUCGACCAUUACCCGUCUCCCCAAAGCCCUGCACGACGAGAUCUGGGACGCUAUGGAAGUCCUUACGAUGGCUCCCGCGGACCACGAUUUCCGGAUCCUGCUCUACCGCAUAGUUUCCACCGCCCUGGACCAUCUGCA